This is a messenger RNA of Glarea lozoyensis ATCC 20868, 1629 nucleotides long. Its product is annotated as MFS general substrate transporter. The transcript has 6 exons. Bases 1 to 1629 code for a protein of 542 amino acids. NCBI's taxonomy places the organism in Eukaryota, Fungi, Ascomycota, Leotiomycetes, Helotiales, Helotiaceae. Gene Ontology annotation, molecular function: transmembrane transporter activity. The record is from RefSeq and is a predicted model, not a curated record. Gene Ontology annotation, biological process: transmembrane transport.
AUGGCUUCUUCUCAAGAGAGUGUAAGCUGGCGCGAUAUGCCCAGAAAAGGACAACUGUCUGUUCUUUUUCUCUUGCGCUUCGCGGAGCCCAGUGUUAGGUCGUCGGCCUCUCUAAAAAAUCUGGACUCUUCACUCUCAUCUGGGGAAAUUGUUACCCAGUCGGCCACAGUAUCAACUGCGUAUAUUAUUGGACAAUGUCUGUCAUCGAUCUGGAUUAGCGAGCUUGCAGACUCCCCAAAAUGCGGUCGCAAGAAGGUUCUCCUGCUGGGCACUGCAGCUUCAAUCAUAAGUUCUUCACUCCUAGGGCUCACCAGUCAUUUCUACCAACUUGUAGUUCUAUGGGGUCUGGAAGGUAUUUUCAAUGGAAAUGUAGCAACGGCCAGAACUGUAAUAACUGAGAUCGUUGGCGAGAAAAGAUUCCUAUCUAGAGCUUUUGUGAUGACCACUAUGGCUGCUACCCUCUCCACUCUCUUGAGUCCAAUUCUAGGAGGUCAACUGGCCACCCUGGCGAGCAGCAAUCCAGAAAGAUUUGCGAACAACUCAUUUUUGAAGAAGUAUCCUUACGAAUUACCUGCUUUAGUCAAUGCAUCAAUGUUAACUCUAACAUUCUUGGCUAUAUUCUUCUUCCUCGAAGAGACACAUCCACAAAAGCGGGGUGACCCCGAUAUUGGCCUAGCAAUUUCAAAAAAACUACUUUCUUGUUUCCAAAAGAAGAAUCAGAGUCUCACUUAUCAACCUUUGAACGACGAUAAUUCAACCGAAAUGGAGGCUGUGCCUUUUAUGGAAGCAAAUGACGCGGACGCGGAGCACUUGGAAAACUUGGAAAACGAAGGCAAACACUGGAAGGAAGGGAGAGGGGGGAGCAGGUCGAUCACUCCCGUCCCCGGCAAGACGAAGGCGCCCCCAUUCCUGCCGCUCCGACGGAUUUGGACCCAGAAAUUCGUCCUCAUGCUAAUGGUAUCUGCUAUACACGACUGCCACAUAGGAGCGUACACCAUACUCUGGGUCAACUUCCUCAGUGAUCCUCCAGCAAACGGUGCCCACGACUCCCUACCGUUCCGCUUUUCUGGCGGUCCGGGAAUGACACCUUCUGAGAUUGGCCUUACGUUGUCGAUUGUUGGUGCUUGUGGCCUGCCAAUUCAGUUCUUCGUGUAUCCUAAAGUCAUCCACAAGCUAGGAGCUCUGAGAUCCUGGCGUCUUUUCAUGCGAGGGUUACCCAUCAUCUACAGUGUCGCUCCGUUCGUUGCUGUCGUCAGUAAGCUCACUAAAUCGUCGACGAACCAGCCUGGGCAGCCUCCAGCAGUCUGGAUACUCAUUGCUCUGAUACAAGUCACACUGAUCUUCUGCGCUGCCUUCGUGACACCCACGGCGUUCAUGCUUGUCAGACUUGCAUGCCCUCAUCCAUCGGCCCUGGCGCGGACACACAGCAUUUCAUAUGUGGCCAGCGGGGUUUUCCGUGCUCUCGGGGCAUCCCUCGGAGCUCUUGUUUACAGCUACGGGACGUCUCACUCAAUGACCGGUUUGGCUUUCUGGGUGGCAGCAGCCGUGAGCGCCUGCGUGUGUUGUCUGGCUAUGGCUUGUAAAGAAGGCGAUGGGCACGAAAUUCGGCUUGACGGAGACGAAGACUGA